CUUCAACAACGAUGAAGUACAAUAUACUCCAGUGCGCACUUUAUGAGCGCCGGAAAUAGAUUUAACUUCUUGAUUAUUCAUUUACGCUUAUUCGCUGCUGAUUGUCACAAAAUAGUUCACUUUUAUAGGCCCCAAAAAACGAAGUUCUACAGCGUUUAACAAGAAACUAAAAUUUAAAUCAGUUUUGGUACUAAAGAUUUGAAAAUGGCAUCGAUUUAUGCUGGUGCGUUUCAACAGCAGCUUUCGCCAGCAAAUUUCCGAAGAUACCGUGUAACGCUAAAGACAACGGCGAAUGAGAAGACGGACUUGCAUUUAUGUGGUAGUCAGGCAGAUCUACAAUUCGAAAACUCCGGUUUUAAGCAUUUGGCAACUAUGAAGUUCGCGUUACCUACGGCUGCCGAACUGACAGUAAGAACAACCUCAGGGAGCGAUUCGAGAACGGAUUUCCAGCAAUUAAGAACAGAUUUACUGCCGCUUGUUAAACUCUUCGUCGAUGGUAUAAAAAGCGAUGCCGUGCAGUGCUAUUACGGAAUAGAUUACACAUUUCCAAAGCCAAGCGCGCAACGGAAUUUUUACAUUCUAGCCGAAGACUGCGCAGGCGUGCCGUUGGAUGAGCAUAUGAAAACGAAAAGCGUUCCAGUCAGCGAAAACGAAGUUAUCGUGUUUGCAAGGCAAAUACUGGAAGGACUCAGGUUUCUUCAUGGUCACCAAAUCAUUCACAGAGACAUAAAAGGGGAAAAUCUUAUCAUUAUGGCGGCCACAAAAACGCUUAAGAUAAUAGGUCUAACGAUGAUAAAACAUUUUGAUGGAACGCAGACACCGCCCAGCACUUUGAGAAACGCGGCAGGCACUGUUCCAUUUGUCUCACCCGAGAUGGCAGCACUAUCGGCUGGACUGCAAAGCCAGCCUUCUUAUGUUGGACGGAAAACGGACAUCUGGAGCUUCGGCUGCGUGGUAAUACAAAUGAUGCAGAAAGGUCAACCUCCUGUAUUUGCCAGAACGGAUAAGGACGUAAUAAAACCAAACGCCAUGUCAGAUAGUUUCCAAAGUGUGCAUCGGUAUUUUGGACAUGGUUACAGACCACAGCAACCCAAGACGUUUGCAGGCAGUUCGGUCGAUAUUUCGUCUGAAUUUCUAAGCUUAUUGAACGGUUGCCUGGCCGUAGACGUUAGCGAACGCUCAUCUGCCUCGGAGCUUCUGGACAUGCUGCUCACUUCCUACUAUUAUCUAUUUUGCCCAAGAAGGCCGAAAUUUGUUGGGGCAGAAGAGCAACGGUUUCACGCAGAACGGUACAGCUUGUUACCCGUCCAGGUGAAUACGGAUGGAAACUCAGUUUUGCCUCAACAGCAAGCUGUUACUUUAACGGAUGUAGAGCAACAAGAACGCAGACAGUACGAUCUUCUUAAGAAAGUCACGCUACCGGAAAUGGCAAAAGGUACCAUGACCUGCGAUUGCGACGUUACAAUCGUGUCCUCACGGAGUACCGGGGACAGCGACUAUGAAAUUGUAUUUGCAAAUAAAAAGAGAAUGUAUGAGAUGCUCAUAAAAGACGUGGCACGAAGGACCAAGCAUAUAAUUCAGCACUUACAUGUUACGUCGGUGUUAUGCGAUAACCUGCUGGAAAUACAUGUCUUUACGGAGCACGGAGAUGCCUAUGAGCGAUUGUCAGACUGCCUAAGCUCACGACAAUCUUUUGAAAAAUCAUUUAUCCCUAACAUUACUCGACAAAUUCUUGAAGGACUGAGAAUACUGCACAGGCAUAAUAUUGUACAUAAAGACAUCCGAUGCUUUAAUGUACUUAAAAGAAAAACUGAGCACUUGAAAGAUCGAUGUUUACUGAAAAUCACGGGGUUUGAGAAAGCUGCAUACCAUAAUUUCGACUCGAAUAUGGGAAACUUUGUGUCCUAUCCGGAAGGUUCUGCGCAGUUUGCAUCCAAAGAAAUGCAAGAGCUACUUUCGUUUUCACCAAGUGGUCAAAAGGACAAUGUAGGAACAGCAACGGAUAUUUUUAGUUUGGGCUGCACGGUGAUUGAAAUGUACCAAAGAGGGAUAGCGCCGGCAUGGGUAUCCAAAAAAAAUGGAAAAACACAUGAGUUUGGUUCCACUAGUGGAUUAGCAGGAUUUGUACGUAACCUGGCCCAGCUCACAGAAACAGACGCCCAACCUGAUUACAGCCGCAUUCUGUUCGACAAUGCGGGCGGGCUCAACUUCGUGCAGUCAUGCUUCGUACAACCGUCAACAAACAGGCCUACUUGUGACAGUCUACAGUUUCAUCCAUUUAUCGUGAAUGAAGUAGGCCCUGACGCAUCAGUAUUGACGACAUUACAGAGGAAAACUGAAGAUGAGCUCUCACCAAUCAUGUUGAAGUCUUCUCAAUAUACCAAAACUAUGCCAAUUGGAGCGGGCGCCAUUGGCAAAGUCUACAAAGCCAGCACCGCAAAUGGCACAAACGUUGCGAUUAAAAUUAUUGAAAAAAAUCGUUCGCUGAAUCCAAAGAGUCCCGGGAAUACCGAAGAGGAUGCCGAAGCGUCGAAUCCAAGGAUGUCAGGAGUCACGGAAGUUUAUGCUGAAUCGUUCCGCAGAUUUGAGGUGCUACUGGAGCUACAACACGAGAAUAUCGUUUCCUACUUCAGUUAUUCCAUAAGCAGAGACAUCGAGAAAGUCACGACUUCCCAUACGAUGGAUUACUGUGAUGGGGGUGACUUAGAGUUUCUGCUAAUAGAAAUUAAGGAGAAUGGUGGUCGGCUUCAAUGGAGAACAGCAUUUCAGUAUGCGAUAGAAAUUACAGAAGGCCUCUCUUAUCUCCACAAAUGCGAAAUAGUGCAUGGUGACCUAAAGCCUAAGCAUGUGUUAAUGAAACAUCUGGCAAACGGUCACAUGAAAAUGCUGAUAGGAGAUUUGGACGACUUUAUCGAAAUUGGUGGGCAUGCUGCAAGUUCCGGUGGAAUUGGCACCUAUCAAUACAUGUCACCCGAAUUGCUACGAGAGCGGUUAGGACUGAGUGACAAGAUGCAAACCAUUGGGACAAAAAGUGAUAUUUGGAGCAUGGGAUAUAUUAUAUUGCGUUUAGCUUUAUUUAUUGAAGGUCAGUAUGAGAUAAAACUUCACCCAGCAUGCCACUCUCCAGAGUCAGUCGGAGACAAUAUUCAUUCGGAUCAUAAAAAGAAGGUCAACGAAGUUUCAGACCUGUAUAUUGUUAAGAAAAUUAUGGACCGCGAUUCGGAUUACAUCUCGUCCGUUUUGUCCAGCAUUCCUUUACGGACGGAGGCAUGGAAACAGGCAGCCAUAUGCCUCGGACGGUGCCUGGAUUACGACCCUGAGAAGAGGAUGGCAGCAACCGAUUUAAGCGAUGAACUGCGUAGCCUGAAAGAUGCACUGUUAUAGGCUGUAUAAGUACACGGAAGCGAAAUUUAAAUGGUGGGUACAGGGAAAUUGUUUGGAAUGUCUGGCAAAUUGUUUGGAAUUCUUACAGACUACGAUGACAAAUCUACAAAAGUCUGAACAAGACGCUGCUGGGCAUGUCAUUUAUGUGGGAUUCGUGCUCUUUAUUCAGUCAUGAACCAAAAUAAUUGAACCGCUA
This is a messenger RNA of Paramacrobiotus metropolitanus, 3580 nucleotides long. RefSeq lists its product as uncharacterized. Gene Ontology annotation, biological process: protein phosphorylation. The record is from RefSeq and is a predicted model, not a curated record. Bases 205 to 3384 code for a protein of 1059 amino acids. Gene Ontology annotation, molecular function: ATP binding; protein serine/threonine kinase activity. The transcript has 5 exons. Gene Ontology annotation, cellular component: cytoplasm. NCBI's taxonomy places the organism in Eukaryota, Metazoa, Tardigrada, Eutardigrada, Parachela, Macrobiotidae.